AUGACGACUGAGUGCCGCAUCCUGUUGCUGGUCAGGGUGCGGGGCGGCGCGAUGCUGGACGCGGAGCUGUACGCGGUGCACUGCGCGCCACAGCGGCUGGCGGCCUUGGAGGCGGUGGACGCCGUCUGGCCGCUGCUGCGUUGGCCGCAGGCGGAGGCAGUCCUGAGGGCGGGGCCCCUCCGCCGCAGGCUCACCGUGCUCGACCUGGGCUGCGGCCCGGGGGACACCACUGCCUGGGUGCUGGCGCCGCGCCUGCCGGAGCGCGUGCUGCUGGUGGGGGCGGACGCGCACCCUGGCUUCGUGCAGCACGCCCGCCUCCGCAACUCGCGCGCCGGCGUCUGCUACGAGCUGUUCGACGCCGACUCCUUCGAGGUGGAGCUGAGCCUGCUCUGGCGGUGCGCGCCCUUCGCCAUCGUCUUCUCCUUCCUGCUGCUGCACCGCGUCUGCAACAUCAGGCGUUCCCUUGGAAACAUUUAUAAGCUAAUGGCGCCCAGUGGAGAUGCUCUGUUCACGCUCAUUGCGCACACUCACCUCUACACGGUUUACUACCAGAUGGCGCAGGAAUCUGACUGGAAAGACUCGAUGCUGGUAAUAGAAAAAUUUGUUUAA
Molecule: messenger RNA, 609 nt
Organism: Schistocerca americana (American grasshopper)
Lineage: Eukaryota; Metazoa; Arthropoda; Insecta; Orthoptera; Acrididae
Product: trans-aconitate 2-methyltransferase-like
Exons: 3
Coding region: 1-609 (202 amino acids)
Source: RefSeq, a predicted model, not a curated record